CGCGGAGUUUUAUGACCCGCUAUUCUCCAAACCGAACUGCGCAAGAAAUUCCACUUAAACACACUGAUGUGAUCGAGCGGCAACGGAGGAAACGCGCCAGCUGUACGGAGAGGCUUAAAGAGACAUCAGCGAAGAGGGAGAAAAAAUGUGAAUGGCUUCAAGGUAUCAGCAAUAAAACCGACCAAAUGGGAACUGUCGUCGACCUGUAAUACACAGAUUUAGGAUCAUAAGAUCAUCAUAGAAGAACAGAUGCCAGAUAUUGUAAGGUGUGUCCCUGAUGUGCUGCCCGUUUCCUCCCGACGGAAACUUUGACAUGCUCUGCGUUCCUAUCUGGAUACAAGUAAUGUCUGGCACGUCUCUACAAAACCACCUGGAUGGGGCACUGAAGAUGGAAAACAAUGCCAGACAGCGUUUCGACAUCUGUAGCUAAGGCCCUGUUGGAGCGAAGGUGUGCGCAUGUGUUUAUGAACACAUGUUGUUGUGUCCAUCUCCUGACGACUGUGCUCCUCUGAAGUUGGAUUCAUGGAAGAUUGCCUUAGGAUGUCUUUCUCUUAAACCCGACUUUACCCUUGGAUUGUCUGCUUUUUUCCCAGUCUAUAGAAGCAGCUCAUGUCUAGUUUAAUCUGCAUGUAUAGAAAUGUUCUGUGGAUGAGCUUUUCCUUCCACUCUCUUUUUGUCUAAAUUCCUCUCCUCCAUCCCAGUCCCCAUACCCCUGUUGCUAGUUUUGGUUGCUCUGUGAUUUUAUGGCAGUGGUGUAAUCGUGGAGAGGCCGGGGUAUCACAAGCUUAUGGAUUUUGAUAAGAGAGGAGUAGGAGGAGGUGGAAAAGGAGAGGCGGAGGAAGGAAAGAGAAUGUCAAAAACUGGCGGGAGUAGGUCUGGGCAUGGGGGAGGCCGAGGCUCCGGGUCCGGCUCUGGGGUGCUUAUGGUUGGCCCUAACUUCCGAGUGGGAAAGAAGAUCGGCUGUGGAAAUUUUGGGGAACUUCGACUCGGAAAAAAUCUUUACACAAAUGAGUAUGUGGCCAUUAAACUGGAGCCAAUAAAAUCCAGAGCACCCCAGCUCCACCUUGAGUACAGGUUUUACAAACAGUUGGGAAACUCGGAGGGUGUUCCUCAGGUUUACUACUUUGGGCCUUGUGGAAAGUACAAUGCCAUGGUGUUGGAGCUGCUUGGCCCAAGUCUAGAGGACCUGUUUGACCUCUGUGAUCGAACCUUUUCCCUCAAGACUGUUCUCAUGAUUGCAAUUCAGCUGAUCACACGAAUGGAGUAUGUACACACAAGAAGUCUGAUCUACAGAGAUGUUAAGCCUGAAAACUUCUUGGUGGGCCGGCCAGGGACCAAGAGACAACAUACAAUCCACAUCAUCGACUUUGGGCUUGCCAAAGAAUACAUUGACCCUGAGACCAAAAAACACAUCCCUUACAGGGAACACAAGAGCUUAACGGGGACGGCUAGAUAUAUGAGUAUCAACACACACCUGGGAAAAGAGCAAAGCAGACGGGACGAUUUGGAGGCGCUGGGUCAUAUGUUUAUGUACUUUCUGCGAGGCAGUCUACCCUGGCAAGGCCUAAAGGCUGAUACCUUGAAGGAGCGCUACCAGAAAAUUGGAGAUACCAAAAGGUCAACACCUAUAGAAGUUCUCUGUGAGAGUUUCCCAGAAGAAAUGGCCACCUACCUGCGCUAUGUGCGAAGACUGGAUUUCUUUGAGAAACCGGAUUAUGACUACUUGAGAAAACUCUUUACAGACCUCUUUGACAGAAAUGGCUACGUCUUUGACUAUGAAUAUGACUGGGUUGGCAAGCCACUGCCGACUCCAAUAGGACCCAUGCCUAGUGACACACCUCUGCAGCCCAGCAGCAGAGACAAAGCACAACCACAGACCAAAAACCAGUCGCCAGAACCCAAAGGAAGUGAGUCCCAGCCCACUCCCAUGACCAACAGGGAGCUCCUGGGGUCGCACCUCACGGCCGAUAGGCUGGGGGGCUCUGUCCAGGUUAUGAGCUCGACGAAUGGAGAAGUAAACACAGACGAUCCCACAGCCGGACACUCAAAUGCUCCCAUUACCGCCCCUGCUGAGGUGGAGGUGGCUGAUGAUACAAAGUGCUGUUGUUUCUUCAAGAGAAGGAAGAGGAAAGUGCUCCAGCGGCACAAGUGAGGAGAAACAUCAUUGACGCAUUAAGAGUCACUGGCGCGUGCAAAUAAAAAUUAAAGCGAAGGACUUGCAGAUGAAAUGUGGUGCACCCUCCCUUCUGUCUCUGCUCUGAGUCCUCUGCUCAACUUCAGACGAGAUAUUCAGAUACUCACUGCCUCAGUUUGGCUUCUGCUCAGAGAGGACACACCUCAAAGCUCGGGGACACUCUUUGUAAUGAAACAAUUCAGUGGAACAAAUAAAUAUAUUUGUACAAUGUGGGACACCGGAAAUCUUAGAGACUUUAAUAAGAGGAUAUAUGUUAUGUGACUUAAACCCAGAUGGAGCGUUUAAGCUUGUAUUUUAGAAGACAUGCAAAACCAUUAUUGAACCGUAAACUCGGGCACACAAAAAUCCGUUCACUUUGACACACUGGCAGGCUGGAUGACUGAGUGAUGUAAUUCAUGGCGUUUUCUUUUAUGGGAUCAAGAUAAGUCGGGAAAGACUGUUGACUGAUGUGUCAAGAAAUGUACACCCGACUCAAAUGAUGUAAAUUGUUUCUUUAUCUUUGUUUUGUAAUUUAAAACAAGUUGUUUUCAAGAUCUGCCUUCCCCUAAGUUGAACAGUUUUACUCGUUGUAGAAAUUUCUUUUUUUUUAAACCGCUCUUAGUUUUUUUUAUCUCUCUUUGGUUCCUGUUAAUGUGGAUAAUGUUGUAGCACAGUGGCUGGUCUCAGGUACUGUGGGGAGAUGGAGAGAAAUACAUGGGGUCUCUCCUCUGUAAAUUGCACUUUUGGGGAAUAGAAAACCGGUUGGCAUUUUCAUCAUUGAAAUGAACUGAAAGCAGCAGAAAUAAAGGCAGAUAUUGGGAUCAUUUAUACAGCAGGCUGGUCUCUCCCAAAGGGACAAAGUAAUGCUCUCAGUGAUAAUGUGGAAAAAUGUCCUGUGCAUUUCUUAUGUUUUUCCUCCAUUAGAUUAAGUUAUCUGGGAAUCAUAGUUUGUGCCUUUCCGAGUAAAACACUAAACACUAACGUAUCCCUCUCUAUCCAGGUAAGCUGUCCAUGGCCUGCAGAUGUUUAUUCCGUACUGUGUGCUAUAUGCCAGUCUAAUGGAUUUAGUUGGCAUUUAUCAGACUUCUUUCUUUUGAUGUAAAGUGUAUCAUAGCAAGUCCACAAGAAAAUUCUGUGGGUUUAUACUCCGUAACAGAGGUUGCCUAUCAGACUGAGGAUGUAUAUUGAUUUACAUACCAAUUAAAUGUUGCUUUUCUUCUAUGCCUCAAAA
This is a messenger RNA of Paramisgurnus dabryanus, 3404 nucleotides long. The record is from RefSeq and is a predicted model, not a curated record. NCBI's taxonomy places the organism in Eukaryota, Metazoa, Chordata, Actinopteri, Cypriniformes, Cobitidae.